GUUCACUAGCCCUUGCUUUUGCAAGUGUAGUACGAAUCAAACACAUUUCGUGCAUCAACGACACUCUGUGCUCUGUGGCCAGUGGAGCAUCAAAAUGGUGCCGCUUCGGUUUCAACCCUACUGAUCUGAUUCUUUAAAGGAGUGAAAGUCAUGUUUCAUGACUCAUGUAUUGCAUCAGCAAUCGCGAGGCAGCAACAGGUCAACAGCCACCAAGUCUUUAACCUCCGUCGUAUUUGCUUGUACAAACACUGGGUGUUACAGUGGCAACUAUAAAAGUGCUAGUGUGCGUCAGUUUUUCAAAGUAACAAAUACUUCGAGCCAACAACUUUGUUACGAAACAGAUUUAAAAACAAAAUAAAACAAGUAUUCACCAGUCAUUGAUUUGUAUGCAAGGAAAACGCAGGAAAACACUACAACAAGGCAGGCAGCCAUGAAUCUUCAAUGGAUACAAAACCCGAAUGAACGCGUUCGUGAUUUCGUCCGAUACAUAGAACAAAAUUUUGGGAAGAAUCAAAGAUUGAUAGACAAUCGGAGAAAUGUAUUUUACCCUAGGUCAAUAGCAGGAGUAUUAAAAGGCCUUCGACGCGAUCUCUACAUAGAGCUACCUGAUUCCCUUAAGAAUUUAGAGGUAGGCUGGAGGGAAUUUAUUGACAGAGCUGAGGAUACCGAGUGGUUGGUGGAUAUACUCAACGGUAGUUCCUUUAAAUCAAAAUACGAGAUUCAUCGCCGUAUUGGCAAAUAUGGAUUAGUCAAUGAUCGUGAAGAUUUCGUAAUCGUAUAUGUGGACGGCGCGUGCCCUGGGAAUGGUCGACAAAACGCUAAAGGCGGAAUUGGCGUAUGGUUUAACCACGACCAUGAUUGGAAUAUGGCAAAACCGGUGCAACGAUCAAAUGAAGGUACUCCACCAACCAAUCAAAUUGCGGAGAUUGAAGCGGCUAUCGCGGCCUUGCAAAUUGCAAAAAAGAAAGGAAUAAAACGUGUAGCUAUCUACACUGACAGCGACUUCUUAAUAAUGUCUAUGGACAAAUAUAUAUUUAAGUGGCUAAGGAAUGACUGGCUUAAAGUUAAUGGCGACACGGUGGUGCAUAGGCAAAGAUUCAGAAAGUUACUUCGCUUAAUGGAAGAUUUAACAGUUAAAUGGGUCUUCGUGAGGGCUCAUCAAGGUGAGGAGGGAAACGAUGAGGCCGACCGUUUAGCCAAGCUUGGUGCGGAUUAUUAUUGAAGGAAAAAAUAAAAAUCAAGUGGUUUUGGAGUUGAUAAUUAUCUAAUGACAUUGCCAAAAGUCCUAUUAUUAUUCUUUUCCUGUCGUUUUUUAACCUUUUCUUAUUACUUACACCAAAUGGUUGAUCUGUUCGAUUUGCUGAAAUCAUUUUGCUAUCGUAAUAAAUGACAGACGUAGACCUA
This is a messenger RNA of Daphnia pulicaria, 1404 nucleotides long. RefSeq names its product ribonuclease H1-like. NCBI's taxonomy places the organism in Eukaryota, Metazoa, Arthropoda, Branchiopoda, Diplostraca, Daphniidae. Bases 431 to 1222 code for a protein of 263 amino acids. Gene Ontology annotation, biological process: DNA replication, removal of RNA primer. The transcript has 5 exons. Gene Ontology annotation, molecular function: nucleic acid binding; RNA-DNA hybrid ribonuclease activity. The record is from RefSeq and is a predicted model, not a curated record.